Messenger RNA from Hypoxylon trugodes, 1677 nucleotides. RefSeq lists its product as uncharacterized. The record is from RefSeq and is a predicted model, not a curated record. Lineage: Eukaryota; Fungi; Ascomycota; Sordariomycetes; Xylariales; Hypoxylaceae. Bases 1 to 1677 code for a protein of 558 amino acids. The transcript has 2 exons.
AUGUCGCCAGCGUUGCAGAAUCCGUUCGAGUUCCCUCCAACAACCCACUCAGGCUAUGGCUUCUCGGACGAGGAACCCGAUCUCCACGACGAGAGCGACGACAAUCUCGACGAUGUGUCUCUGUCGAACGGUAAUUAUAGUCCUCCCGCCUGGAGAAGACUGGAGAAUGGCGAUCGAUGGUAUGGGAAUUGGCGUGAAACGAGGGAUAUUUUUGGAGGAAUGGACCAACCGAAGCGAACGGUCUUCAACGGAAAUCCCAGAAGCAAUAACAUUUUUCAGAGUGACAUCUUCGAGGCAGCCCGUAAGACGCGUUUGCCUACGGGAAGUCUAAGUCCUGAAAAAGGAGCCACUCCUGAACCUGAGGUACAAACCGAGGAUGAUACGCUUGUCAAAACAAAGAGCGAGUCGCCAACUGAGAAACAAUUAAAGGAUAGUAUGCUGGCUUCAAUGUCACCUGAUAUUUCCAGGGACAACUACAUUCGACUAGCAUUACGUGCCGAUAUUCAACAACGAACGGAGCCAAUUGACGCUGCUGUGAAUUUUGUACGGCGAUAUACGAGUAUGGUCACUAAAUCAUGGGGGAAUAUUAUUGUUUCGAUACUCAUCGCCAUUUUAUCCAUGACCGCAAUUAAGUCGCUUUUCCAACCUGCGCCACCGCGGCCGUCGCCCGAUCUUAUCAAGGUUGCUGGCAUUGCGCGGUCCUUCGAACCGUUAAUUUAUUACUCGGAGCAUGGCGUCACUCAAAUUGAGGAUCUCCACUCUACUGGGAUUGCUGUAUGGGAUCUCGGAGAAAGUGUGCGAUCCAGCAAUAUGACGUCGGCGCCGAUAAUUGUUAAAGCUCUUGACGAAUUAUCGGAGAACCUCAAAACUCUCGCUAUUGAGCUGACCAAAUUUUUCGCCAGCGUCGAUGGUGACAUUGACAGCAUUUUAAUAGUAAUGGAUUGGGCACGACGCGAAUUGGCGCAGCUACAGACGGUACGAAGCCCGCCGCUCUCCACGGCUUUUAACAACAUUCACAAUAUACUAUGUGUUGCUGGCAUUUUGGAAAAUCCGAACACGGGUAUGCCGACGCAAUUGGGAGCUGUGACGACAAGCAUAUUCGGUAUGCCGCAUCCGCAGCGAACCCGUUAUGCGCUGCAGCGCACGUUCACUGAAUUUCUAUCUGUUCUUGAGGAAGCCAUAGAGAACGAAUUACAGUAUUCGCUAGCUCUAUUUAGUCUUUUCGAAACUCUCGACAGGCAAUUCUUGAACCUAGCGCGCGUUGUGGUACGCGAGUCAUCACUACAGGAUGAGGAACAUGCCGACUUCCUCUCUUCGCUAUGGUCGCGCAUCCUGGGUCCCAAGGCAAGCGAAGUAAUGAAAUACCAGCGAAAUCACCAAUUACUUCAGAAUGUGCGCGAGAAGACAGUUAGUAACAAGGGCAUCCUGGUGGAGCAUAAUAGUAAGCUGCUCAGCUUGAAGGCUAGCCUUGAGAUUCUUCGACGCAAACUCGUUUCGCCGUUAGUACGAAGCGUCAACAGCAGCACACUUACACUCGAAGAGCAAAUAAAGGGACUUGAAGAUGUGGGUGUUUACCUGGAGGGCCUUCGUGCACGACAAAAGAGCAAGCUCAUAGAAAUGAGAUAUGGUGGAGGUGCAAGAGCUCGGAUUUCCGGAACGGCGAGGUUGAUUGAUUAG